CGUAGCCCCGGCCAUGGCUCUGUAGCCACGACCCCUCUGCCCCGGCCAGUCUCCGCGCUUACCGCGCCUGCGCUCUCCGCUCCUGCCUUCUUUCUUCACCUGAGGCCGCCGCUGCCUCUCUUUUCCGCAGCCAUGGAGUCCUCCACUUUUGCCUUGGUGCCUGUCUUCGCCCAGCUGAGCAACUUCCAGAAUCUCCUCCCAGCUGUUGGUGCAGCCUCCUUCAUUGCCAUCCGUGCCCAGCGCCCGCACUGCAGCCAUGUCACUCCUGGCGACCCUGGGGCUGGAGCUGGACAGGACCCUGCUCCCAGCUAGCGGGCUGGGCUGGCUCGUAGACUAUGGGAAACUCCCCCUGGCCCCUGCCCCCCUGGGCCCCUAUGAGGUCCUUGGGGGAGCCCUGGAGGGCGGGCUUCCAGGGGGGGGAGAGCCCCUGGCAGGUGACGGCUUCUCUGACUGGAUGACCGAGCGGGUCGACUUUACAGCCCUUCUCCCUCUGGAGCCCCCCUUGCCUUCAGGUGCCCUCCCCUCAUCUUCCCCUCCCCCACCCGAUCUGGAAGCUAUGGCCUCCCUCCUCAAGAAGGAACUUGAGCAGAUGGAAGACUUCUUCCUUGAUGCUCCCCUCCUCCCACCCGCCUCCCCACCUCCGCAGCCACCAGCACCAGCACCAGCACCAGCACCAGCACCAGCACCCUCCCUCCCGCUGCCCCUCCCCCUCCCAACCUUUGACCUCCCCCAGCCUCCUGCCCUGGAUACCCUCGACUUGCUAGCCAUCUACUGCCGCAGCGAGGCCGGGCCAGGGGACUCGGGGUUGGCGCCCCUGCCCCCACCCCAGCAACCCCCUCCUCCACCUCCACCCUCUCGCCCGGCCCCCUACCCCAAUCCUGCCACCGCCCGCGGGGACCGCAAGCAAAAGAAGAGGGACCAGAACAAGUCGGCGGCUCUGAGGUACCGGCAGAGGAAGCGCGCAGAGGGCGAGGCCCUGGAGGGCGAGUGCCAGGGGCUGGAGGCACGGAACCGGGAGCUGAGGGAGAGGGCUGAGUCGGUGGAGCGGGAGAUCCAGUAUGUCAAGGAUUUGCUCAUCGAAGUGUACAAGGCUCGAAGCCAGAGGACCCGAAACAGCUAGCCGGGCAAGGGCUUUGGCCGUAGGGGGCGCUGGUCUUCAGCUCCGGCUCCCUUGAGUUUCUGGGGCUGAGGUGGGAGGGCCCAUCCCUCUGUCAUCCCCCUGUGCCCAGCUUCCUUCCGAACGCCUCCCUCCCUCCUCCCCCACCCCCGCCCCCUUCUCUCUCCCCUUUUAUCCUUGUCUCCUCUCCUGUCCUUUCUGAGUUGGCCCCCCUCCUCUCUCCCAAGAAUCACGGCAUGUUUGGCCUCAGUCAACAUCUAUACCCUUAAGUAACAGCUGAGGAACAGAGACCUACCGGGAAUUCAGGGAAUAGGGGAGAGCUUGGAAACUGUCUCCCAAACAGGGAAAUGAAGUCAGGAAGCUCUGCAGAAUGACGUUGCAUAGGAUGGGGGAACCAUCUGGGGACUAAGCCAAGGAAGGUUUUAAGAGUGGUGCCCAUAGAAUGUAAGCCAAACAAGCCAAGUGACCUUGGGGAACUACAUUUGGGGGAUGGAACCAAAAGGUGGCCAAGUUAGCAGAGCAGGUGGAUAUACAGGCGGAUGGGGAGGUGGUCAGGGUGGAGAACAGCCUUAAUUGGUGACUGGGUGUUCAUUUUAGCUCUGGGAGGAAAUCAGUGUUUUGUGAAGGUGUUGGGGGAGGGGCUGCAUCUAGGUGAGGGAGGGGUGGAGACUGAUCGUUUUGGAGGGGUUGUGAGUGGAAAUAAAAAGAAGCAUUUCCUCUG
Camelus dromedarius (Arabian camel) is the source of this 1838-nucleotide messenger RNA. It is a transcript of the gene ATF5, whose product is annotated as activating transcription factor 5. The coding region runs from base 257 to 1120 and encodes 287 amino acids. NCBI's taxonomy places the organism in Eukaryota, Metazoa, Chordata, Mammalia, Artiodactyla, Camelidae. Gene Ontology annotation, biological process: regulation of transcription by RNA polymerase II. Gene Ontology annotation, molecular function: DNA-binding transcription activator activity, RNA polymerase II-specific; RNA polymerase II transcription regulatory region sequence-specific DNA binding. The transcript is spliced from 3 exons. The record is from RefSeq and is a predicted model, not a curated record. Gene Ontology annotation, cellular component: nucleus.